CAGUGGCAUUGGAACUCAACAAAAUCUACUUUGAGUAUGGAUGGGGAAAUCCAAGAAUCUUACAGUGCGAUCAAGGCUCCGAGUUUAAGGGAGCAGUCAACCAACUCUGCAUAGAAAUGGGAACGAAGAUUGUCCGAAGUCGGGCUCACCAUCCACAAUCUCAGGGAAAGAGUGAACGAUCACACCGGGAUUGGAAAAGCCAUCUGGAAUUUGAUCACAGCAAACAUGGUGAUGGAGAAAACUUCAACUGGGUGGAAAAGUUGCCAGCAUAUGCUAGAAUACACAAUGAAAGCAUUCAUUCUGCACUUGGUUGUUCACCAUACAAGGCCAUGCUGGGCUGCCCUCCAGUACACUUCAAGAAUUUGUUGAGAGCUGGAAAUACAGUUGAUGCGUACUCUUGCUCUGAAGAAGAUGAGCAGUGCGAACUAUCUGCAGAGAGUGAUGAGGAUACUGGAGACGAAUAUGGCAUUAAUGAGAGAAUAGAAGCAAUCACAAACCUCAGGAAAAAUGUGCUGCAGGCGUCACUGACCAAAUCAUCAGAAAUGAUUAAAAAACACCACGAAAACAAGGACACAUCAGUGUACAAGAUAGGGGAUGAAGUUCUGGUGAGGGUUCAUGGAAAAGAUACCAGAGUCAAACGAGGUGGGCCCAAAAAAGGGAUGAAAAAAUGCAAGGAAGGAACUAUUGUCGAAAUAGAUUCCCAGAACUCCCAAUUCAAGGUUGCCUAUCCGAACAAGCAUGUGCAGUGGGAGCAGGUGUGUGACAUUACUUCUCGGACAAGAAAAGAAGAGAAGAGGAGAAGAAUGAGGACAUAUGAAGAUGCUCGGCCAGAUGCAAGAGAAGAGGGUAGAAAGCCACUCAAAAGGGGAAAAACACAGGAUGAAAAAGGAAAGGGAGAACAACAGGCUCAAACCAAGAGGAGAGACAAUGCAGAAACAAAAGGACGCAAGAAGACACCAACUAUGAAAGAACUGGAGAUGGAGGCCUCAUUCUAUGACCUUGACAUUGUGGACAAUGAAGGGGCUGGUAACUGCAUGUUUAUUGCAUUGGCUCAACAGCUUCAAAUACAUGACAUUGACAUAAUCAGCCAUAAACAUCUGCGAGAAAAGGUUGUGCAAUAUGUGCAGGGCAAGCGGCGUCUGUUCAAGGACUUCGUGGAUAAAAACCAUUAUCCAACAUUCAGAGACUAUAUCAUCAAGAUGAAGAUGUUGGGGGAAUGGGGAGACAACAUCAUUCUGCAGGCAACAGCUGACCUCUAUAAGGUGACCAUCAGGAUCAUUACAACAAUUGCAAAUGAGCCUACAUUCAUUCGUCCAGCUGAAUACCGAGGAGACAUGCCAGUACUAAGCAUAGGCCACUUGUGGGAGCUGCAUUAUGUGACACUCAUACCAAUGUCCACAGAAGGAGAGAAAGAGAUGGAAGCAGCUAAUGACACCAAAAUGGACACAGAAGAUGAAUCAGAUUCAGAUUCCAAGUAUCCAAUCAACACUGCUGUAUGGGAACACAAGAAAGAAAAUGUAGUGGCACACCUGCAGAGAAUUGCUGCAAGAGAUGCACCUGAGGAACAACUUCAAAGGCAUGAUGAGUUUGUCAGCGGCUUCCCAACACCAGACCGAAGAGUCAAUUUUGCAGAGGGAUAUCUGUCUCAAUAUAUGCAGCAAAAAAUGCUUCAGUACUUGAUAUCAGCUUUGACAUUAACAAGACUGAAAGAUACACGGAGGAUAUACUCAGGAAGUAUGCGACUGUUCAAGUGCAAGGUUGAAAAGAAGCUGGAACUUUUAACGCAAAAGCACAUGAUAGCUGCCACAGAUUACCUGAUGUAUGUUGGGGUAAAGGAAGCUAUAAUUCAUAUUCUGAUGGAUGUGCUGAAUAAACCCUAUGAAGAAGUCAACUAUGAAUGUAAAUCAACAGAAUUUGAUGCCAGUCAAGUUCCAGGGAGGGGUGUCCACAUCACUGUGGAUGACGAAUAAUGAUGGCUUGGUUCACACAGGGAGGAUUAAAAUGCCACUGUUAUACAGGAUGACUGACUUGCUGGAUGUGUUGUGAUGAUUGUGCUUGCACACUGAUAUCAACACCCACAUAUAUUAUCUUUACAAGAAAAGUAAUUUGAUGUACAUGAACCACAGUGACAUGUCAUUUUGUAACAUUAGUAUUUCUUUGUAUGACAAUGUGUGAAUUUACUAGGGUUGCAACGGGUAACUCACGAACUCUAUGCUUACACUAAAAGUCACUCAUGUUCGCAUUUCUUUCUGACUAUGCACCCAUUCCUUCUGACUUAGGCUCUUCUUUUGGCCACUGAUAGUAAAUGCCAUUUCUAACUUGAGAGCAGAAUAUGAAUGCUAU
Molecule: messenger RNA, 2343 nt
Organism: Haliotis rufescens (red abalone)
Lineage: Eukaryota; Metazoa; Mollusca; Gastropoda; Lepetellida; Haliotidae
Exons: 14
Coding region: 117-1970 (617 amino acids)
Biological process (GO): protein deubiquitination
Molecular function (GO): cysteine-type deubiquitinase activity; nucleic acid binding
Source: RefSeq, a predicted model, not a curated record